AUGCCUUUCGGUUCGCUGCUCUCGGGCAGUAUUACAAAAGCCUCCAGCUGCCGCCGACGCUCCUGCUGGCCCUUGGACCCUGAAUCUUUCUGCGAGCCCGUCGAGCCCGUCGAGCCCGCCCUCCGCUGCCGCCGCAAGUCCCCCGCCUCGCCGCUCGCUCGCGUUCGCUCUGGCCCAGCCCGGCUCGGGAUACAUUGCGCCCCGUCCGCCGCCAUCAUUAAUCACUCAACCUCCAUCUCGUCGCUGCUCUCGCCGACUCCCGCCCAGCAGCAGCGCCCGCUCACGGGCAGCCCGCCAACUGCCCGUCUCGACGUGCCGGCCUAUCCGCCGCCGGGCCACGCUGCUCCGCCGCUGCCCGUCUUCCCGGCCUCUGCCCAGCAGCAUCAGCAGCGCCCGCUGCCGCCGGUGCAGACCCCGGAGCGAGCCGCGCCUGAGGCGGGCGCCCGGCGCUCGGAGCAGCCUCGCAUGAGGUCCUCCAUCGCCUGCGCCCGCUGCAGAAGAAGCAAAGUAAAGUGCGUGAACAAUGGCGUAGGCACCACGUGCAGGGCCUGCGAGACCACCGGCCGCGAAUGCACCUAUCCUUCGCCUGCCGCCGGCGCUGGCGGCGGCGUUGCCGUAGCCCGCCGUGAGAGCAGUAGUCAGUCUGGCCACCCCAUCCUGGACAGAGGUCCCGCUGGUGAGACUCCGCGGCGCCAGCCCCGUCCCAAGAAGAGCUCUACCUCGAUUCCCGGCACCUCUUCGUCAAACAGAGACAGCCCCCAUGCUCUAGUGGAUGCGCUAGAUCCGACCGUCCUCACGCCGAAAGUCUGGACGGAACUGUUCGAGAUUUUCCAGACGCACUAUUCCACUGAUCUUCCUUUCUUGCAUCCUCCCACUUUCCUGAAGCCUUUGCGGCAGUCUUCGCUACAGUCGCCCAACUCUGGUUUUGGCGAUCCAGCCAGUGGUCCUCUCCCGGCCCUCUCUCCGCUUCUUCUCUUGGCCUUUCUAGCCCUGACCUCCCGAUUCCACCCCCAGCUAGUUGCGUACCACUCGACCUCCAGCUCAAAACCAAAACCCCAAGUCGCCGCCGAGUACUACGCUUCAGCAUGCCGGAACCGUAUCGCCAGCAUGUACGGAGGCGAUCCGGGGGUCCCCGACCUGCAGCGGAUUCAGGCCAUGUUGAUGCUCGGGUUGCACGAAUGGGGGUCCUGCCAGGGUUCCAAGGCAUGGGUCACAAUCGGAAUAGCAAUUCGUGGAGCACAGCUACUUGGUCUUCAGUUCGAGGCCGACCUUGACGAUAUGCCCUUGGCUAGAUCAACUGCCAUGGUCGAAGAAGCACGGCACCUCGGUGUAAGCACCAGUCAGAGAGAAUAUGCGCUGAACAGCAAAGGGGAUGCUUUCAUCGAACAGGAGACGAGGAGACGUACUUUCUGGAGCUGCUUCAUCAUGGACCGAUACCUGAGCAGUGGGAAAUACAGGCCGCAAAUGCUCAACAUCCAGGACCUGAGGAUUCAACUACCUUGUAGCGAACGAGCCUUCCUUUUUGGCGAGAAAGUCAAAACAUUGAUGCUGGGCGAAGAAGUUCACGAUGUUGUUGGCCGCGCCCAUAUCCAACACCAACGGAAGACUUCAGUGAUGCUGGGCUCGAAGUCAGGAUCGCCUAACGGAGGUACUCCUGUCAGCAGCGAUCGGUCUCCGGCCACGGGUACGGGGCUUGGCCGAGAAGAUGAGGAAGAUGGCCGAUGGGAGGUCGGCUCCGAUGAAGGCAUCCUCAGCCGCUUUAUCAAAGUGUUGGAUUUGUAUGGACGUAUUGUCAAAUGGUCCUGCAGUGGGGGACGAAGACGGGAACAAUUCCCCCCCUGGGAUGACCGCUCAACAUUCUGUACUCUGCAGCGACUUCACAGCCGAUUCAGGGAUGGUCUGCCUCGCGAUAUGACCCUCACCUCACCCAACAUAUCCGCGCACAUUACAUCGAGAACAUCGACGCCGUUUGUCCUCAUGCACAUUGUGCACCUCCUUUCUGGCAUGAUUCUCCACCGCGAAUAUAUCCCUUUCAUCCCGCUCCGAUCGCCCAAGCCACAAGGGCCCCUCGAUCCUCCUUGUUUUUCCUCGGAUGAAUACACGGUUCCGGAAGGCUUCUGGGAACAAAGCGCACGGGAACUGUUCAAGUCUGCAAGGGACGUCAUUGACCUUCUGCGAAUCUGCCAGGAGUGGAAUGUUCUUGUCGAGACACCAAUCGUCGGCUUCGCUGCGUACACUGCUGCAUUCACGGGUGUUUAUGCUAUCAACUUCCCCUGGAUGGAUCCUUACGGCCACAUGUGCAAAGGAACACAGUCUUACAAUCCAGUGAAAUCCGAAACCGGCGACUCUCCCGGUGCAGAGGCCGCACGAACGGCCCUCGAGAUCACAAGCCAGAUGCGCAGAGCGCUGCACAUGGCUGAUGGCUGGUUCAGGACCCUCAAACGAGUGCAUGUGUAUUUCAUUCGGAUCAAGAAGGACUUCCGUCGAAACGCGAAAGCAACGACUGGUCUUUCUCCCGGGGCCGAGUCUUUGCGCAAUCUCACCCUUCGCGAAGGGGGGCCUGGUGGUGGCCUAGAAGAAUACAAGCUGCUGGAGAAGUCAUUACGGGAAUUUGGCAGCUUAUGGGACGAGAACGAGGACCUGGACAUGCUCGACGUGGGCGACGAGGAGCGCCGCCCUGACACUAGUUCGUCGAUGCCUAAGGGUGAGGCCAUGGAUACAUCGAACGCCCCCGAUGCCAUCCGGCACGAGCGGUGGAACGCGAUCAAUACCGUGGCCGCGGCUGCAUCCCAGCAGAACGCAGCCAAUGGGGCGACCACGUACGGACCGGGUCGCAUUCCGAUUUCGAACCCUUCCCCCGAGCAGCCAAAGCCACCUCAGCUGCCCGGACACUCUCCGAUCCUAUCCCCGCCCGGCUCCGCAUCCGCCGCAAGCAACACCCCUUACGACCGCCCGUCGGGCUUCACGCCUAUCCAGCACCAGCAGCAUCCCCACAGCAGUCCCGCAGACCCCUACGGCACGCAUCAACCGGCGUACACAUCUGGCUCAUCCUUUUCGCCAGCAUCGCAGGAGGCGUGGUUGGACAAUCUCGACACUCGCUUCGGCGGUGACGACAUCGCCGCAUUCAUCGCAGGCACCAAUUGGGAAGACUGGGCAGCCAUGGCGCAGCCGGGCGAGCAGGGCGUCAGCGGAUGGCUGAGUGCUGUGUGGAUGGGCGCGCCCGGCCCGCCACCCACACCCGGCAGAUCCUGA
This is a messenger RNA of Diplodia corticola, 3252 nucleotides long. Its product is annotated as c6 transcription factor. NCBI's taxonomy places the organism in Eukaryota, Fungi, Ascomycota, Dothideomycetes, Botryosphaeriales, Botryosphaeriaceae. The transcript has 6 exons. Bases 1 to 3252 code for a protein of 1083 amino acids. The record is from RefSeq and is a predicted model, not a curated record. Gene Ontology annotation, cellular component: nucleus. Gene Ontology annotation, biological process: DNA-templated transcription; regulation of DNA-templated transcription. Gene Ontology annotation, molecular function: DNA binding; DNA-binding transcription factor activity, RNA polymerase II-specific; zinc ion binding.